UAUAGGUCCCUAUGGUAGAAUUCAGACAUUCGAAUCUCAGGACGACAGGAGUACACGCCCACCUUGGGACUGCGGAACAACGAUGAAACAGUGCAUUUUUCCAAAAAUACAUGAGUCUUGGUCCAGCCUUCUUGUUGACAUCGGUUUGUCUCUGGUGCCCAAUGUGCUUGCGGUGGCUGGGUUUAAUGCAGGUUUCGGUAACGUCUUCACGCUGUUAGAUGCCGUUAAUUCUAUGCCUACUGUAUUCACUGUGCAUUGUCGUCCUGAGAUUUGUUUGGACUCUUGUCUUCCGGACAAAGGGAAGACCAACAGUUGCUUUCAGGGAUGUUACUGUUCGCGCUCAGCGUCACAACGAAAAUGCUGGUGCGGCUGGUUUAAAACUCGGAGCACUGACCUGGAAGACUAAUAAUGAAAAUAAUACAGAUUGGCAAAAGUGAAAUGUAUUUGUCCUUAAAAACAACAUAUUCAUAAAAUGAACUUCUAUUAAUCUUAGUGGCUUAAGUGGUGUAUUACACUUUCAUACAAUCAAUAAGAACAUGUUUAAUGAUUUUAAAUUUAAAUAAUUACUGAAAAUGAUAAAAGAUGUCUUCAAAACGACGUGGUUUAACAAAGAAUCUACUCAAUCAUAAUCCCCGUGCUGUGAAUAUAUAGUACGUGAGGGUGGAUGUAUUAAUUUAUUAAAGAACUUAUCUCUG
This is a messenger RNA of Mya arenaria, 695 nucleotides long. RefSeq lists its product as uncharacterized. Lineage: Eukaryota; Metazoa; Mollusca; Bivalvia; Myida; Myidae. The transcript is spliced from 4 exons. The record is from RefSeq and is a predicted model, not a curated record. Bases 83 to 406 code for a protein of 107 amino acids.